UGGGCCCAUUCCAGUCAACUCCCACAGUCAAAACCCUCUCUCAUUCUCUCUCACUCUCACACGCACACACAUUCUCAGGGUCACAAGCCUUCGUUUUUAUGGUUCCCAAAUGUGUUAACAUACUGGCUCGUUGUUUCUUACCCCACUUCUCUUUGCUCUCUCUCUUGGUGAGUGGAACUUUCCCUCUUGGUCUCGACCAUGGCAGUGUACGGACCGGGAUUUCUUCUGGGUUUUCUUGUAUUUCUUGGAACGCAGCUUCUCCCUCCAAUAAUGGCAGAGUGCCCCUUAAAGUUGAGUGGAUCAAACAUUACUCUGGCCGCUUCCUUGUGCUCUAAUAACAAUGACAGAGGAAAGUGUUGCCGCUAUAUAAAUGCUUUCAUUGCUGUUUCUAUUGCUCAGUAUGCAAAUUCAACAAGCAACUUAGGGGUUCCUUCAAAUUUAUCUGACAUAUGCCUCCAUUCUAUAUCACAAACCUUAGAACUGUAUGGAGUCCCCCGAAAUGCAACAGCUUUCUGUGGGUUUGGGACAAAAAUUCCAGUAAAUUAUGAGUGUAAGGGCCGAACAACUGUCACACAGAUGCUGCGGUCUCCAAAAUUCAUUGAUGUCAUGGAAAAUUGCAAAGUACCACUUUCGGAGGAAAGUACUUGCAAGAAGUGUUUAAAUGCUGGCAUUGUUUAUCUUCAUCAUCUAUUAGGAACAGAAGAUAAUAUAACAUUGAGUACCUGCCGGGACGCAACUUUUGCUGCACUGGCUAGUCAAGUUGAUGAUGCUUCAGCUAUUGGCAUUGCAAGCUGUUUCUUUCAAGUCCAGGGGCUUAACAUCCUACCAGUUUCAGAGCCAUCCUCAUCAUCCACCCCAAAGGCCUCUCCGAGCCCUUUGGUUGCUUCUAGCCCAAGCCAACACUCGUUGGGUCUUCCCCUAAAUGAAAAACAUCAUUCCUACCACUUGACAAUGGUUCCAGGUAUUGGGAUUGCAGUAACAGCUGUCGCUGUAAUGAUGCUUUUAGUCUUGAUAGUUCUCAUUCGAAGGAAAAGUAGAGAGCUUCUGGAUUCUGAGAAUAUAGAUAAAAAAUCAUCAAAAUCCUUUCCCUCAACUCCUCCUAUGAGGAAAUUUCAGGAAGGUGCUCCAUCUAUGUUCCGAAAAUUCAGCUACAAGGAAAUAAAGAAGGCGACAGAAACCUUCAACACGAUCAUUGGACGAGGGGGAUUUGGAACUGUGUACAAAGCUCACUUUAGUGAUGGUUUAGUGGCAGCAGUGAAGCGGAUGAACAAAGUUUCAGAGCAGGGGGAGCAUGAGUUCUGCAGAGAGAUAGUGCUCCUUGCCAGAUUGCAUCAUCGUCAUCUUGUUUCUCUAAGGGGUUUUUGCAGUGAGAAACAUGAGAGGUUUCUCAUGUAUGAAUACAUGGCAAAUGGUAGCUUGAAGGAUCAUCUUCACUCUUCAAAUAGAACUCCUCUAACUUGGCGGACUAGAGUCCAAAUUGCCAUUGACGUGGCUAAUGCUCUGGAGUAUCUCCAUUUCUAUUGUGAUCCUCCUCUGUGCCAUAGAGAUAUUAAGUCCAGCAACAUCUUAUUGGAUGAGAGUUUUCGUGCCAAGGUUGCAGAUUUUGGCCUUGCGCAUGCUUCAAAAGAUGGUUCUAUUUGCUUUGAAGCGGUAAACACGGAUAUCCGGGGCACUCCAGGUUAUAUGGAUCCUGAGUAUGUGGUUACCCAAGAGCUGACGGAGAAAAGUGAUGUAUACAGCUAUGGUGUGCUACUGUUAGAGAUAGUGACUGCGAGACGAGCCAUACAAGACAACAGGAAUUUGGUAGAAUGGUCGCAAAAAUACAUGGCAUCAGAGCUAAGGCUACCUGAUCUAGUGGAUCCCAGUAUACGGGAUUCAGUUGAUCUGGAUCAGCUUCAGACUAUCAUGUCUGUUGUGAGAUGGUGCACCCAGAAAGAAGGCCGGGAUAGGCCUUCAAUUAAACAGGUGCUCAGGCUUUUGUAUGAGAGUUCAGAUCCAAUGUAUAGUGGAUUUCUAGCAGCUGUGGACGAUGAAGAGUACGAAGAGACUGAAGGACGGGGAAGGAAUAGUAAAGGGAAGAUGCACAGGAGUGACAUGAUUUUUCACAGUGGGGAUGGAAGAUAUCUUGCUUCUUCUUCAAGUACAUCCAGGUCCUACUGUAGUAGAAGCUUCUUGCUAGAAAAUGGUUCCCCACAAUCCCCUCCAAAUAUUCCAUCCGUUUGAGGCAUUCAUUUAGCCAUUAUCACCAAUUAGAAAAGGCUGGUAGCACAUGAUCAUUUUUGAAACCACUGAAUCAGAUUGCCGGCCUGUUGCGAGAUUCGAGGUACGUUGAGUAUUUCUUUAGCUCAACCUUUUGAGAAGCACAUUAAACAACGUCAAGGUGUUUCCCAGCAUAGGCCAAAGGCCAAAGAAAAUUGUGAGGACGGUAAUGUUGCAUCCUUUUGUGUUAAAAGUUUUGGGGAAGAGAAACAUAGAUAUAUAUAUCUUUGCUUGUACUUUGGGUAUGAAGUUUAACAAUUUUAUAACCAACAUUUAGUAUAAAUUAGUGUUAUACCUAGAAGUGUCUUUU
Molecule: messenger RNA, 2569 nt
Organism: Prunus mume (Japanese apricot)
Lineage: Eukaryota; Viridiplantae; Streptophyta; Magnoliopsida; Rosales; Rosaceae
Product: Protein kinase superfamily protein
Biological process (GO): protein phosphorylation
Molecular function (GO): protein kinase activity; ATP binding
Source: RefSeq, a predicted model, not a curated record